Messenger RNA from Styela clava, 1562 nucleotides. RefSeq names its product vesicle transport protein GOT1B-like. Gene Ontology annotation, biological process: retrograde transport, endosome to Golgi; endoplasmic reticulum to Golgi vesicle-mediated transport. Gene Ontology annotation, cellular component: endoplasmic reticulum; membrane. NCBI's taxonomy places the organism in Eukaryota, Metazoa, Chordata, Ascidiacea, Stolidobranchia, Styelidae. The record is from RefSeq and is a predicted model, not a curated record.
UCAGCCGAGCGGAAAAUAGAACGUUAACGUGUUCUUGUUUUAUCAUUUGCAUGUAACCUGCGUUAGGCUAUACCGGUACCGGUAUUGUUGUGCCAAUUUUAUCUUAUUUAACAUUAACAGUGUUUUAUAGUAGCUGUUACUAAAGAUCUGGAGUCAUAAUAAUAUACGGCACUGUUGUGUUGUUGCACCGGUAACUCCGGACUAUCCAAAUCCAACGAGUGCAAAGUCCGAAGUUCAAUUUUCAGGGAAACAAGAUUAAAUAUUGACAAACUAGAAGUCAGCUCAUUAGCCUCAAUACCUGAAUACCGUAGGCCUACUCUACUCUAGUUCUGCAUGCUGUUCUGUAGUAAAUUGGUUGUAGUUCAAGACUGGAAAAUAAUCGAACUUUAAGAUGUUAUCUGUAACAGAUUCUCAAAAAAUAGGGAUUGGUCUCACUGGAUUUGGCGCAUUUUUUCUCUUCAUUGGAAUGAUAUUUUUCUUUGACAGAGUACUACUUGCUUUUGGAAAUCUUCUAUUCAUCAGCGGUUUAUCAUUUAUCAUCGGGUUGCAAAGGACAUUCAAUUUCUUUUUUCAAAAACAUAAAAUCAAAUCAAGCGGAUUCUUUUUUGCUGGGAUUUUGAUAGUGUUGUUUGGAUGGCCUUUGAUUGGAAUGCUUGUUGAAACAUAUGGAUUUUUCUUACUAUUCAGUGGUUUUUUUCCUGUUAUAAUCAAUUUUUUGAGGAGGUUACCAAUAAUUGGAAAUAUUCUUGCCAUUCCUGUAAUAAAUAAGCUGUGUGAAAAGUUAGAGGGGCAGAGUUCCAUGGUUUGAUGUUAAUUUUUGCUAGAUCAUUGUUUUUUUUAUAAUUUGACAAUGGUGCUUUCAUCCAACUUGGUCUGACGAAAUGCCUCCACAAUGGCAGAAUUUCAAUUUUUAAAAUGAAGGUUGUGCUCUAAUAAAAAAUGGGUAACCUUAAUAUUUUGUUGCAUUUUAUAUUUAUAGGCAAUGAUUGAAAAAUAUUUAUUUAUGAACUUUACAACUUACAACCAAUGCAAUUCAAACUUCCAUAUUCCAAUACUAUUUAAUUUUUGGGAGGAUAAUUUUCAGAUUGAAUACAUGGGUAGUCAUUAAGCUGUAACUUUUUUUGCUAUGGAGUAAUAAGGAUGUGCCAUAUCUGUGUCAUGUUUGGGACGUAUAUAAUAUUAGUUAAUAUCUCGUUUCUGAUUGCCUUUUCAAUUAAAUAUAUUCUGAUAUACAUCUUGGCUUUUUAACACAUAAGGAUAAUGUGAAAUAUUCAAGAAAAGCAUCAUGAAACCUUGCAUCCUCUCUACAGAUUAGGAACCAAGGCUGUGUGUUUGUUUGGUAGCCCAUAGACAUAAUCCAUAAGAAAGACCAACGUGCAUCUUCCAAUUUACUAAUGUAAAGUAAUGUUUAUAUAUAUACAAUAUCUGUAUUUUAACAACUUUUGCAAUAAAAUAAUUAUCUUCAUGGCAUGCGUAACUGCAGCGAAGUUGUCCACCCAUUGCGCUGCUUCCUUGCCAUGCAUUCCAGAUAACUUUCGGAAGACACUUAAUGUUGGACAAAU